Cuscuta epithymum is the source of this 312-nucleotide messenger RNA. The record is from the annotation of a GenBank genome assembly. NCBI's taxonomy places the organism in Eukaryota, Viridiplantae, Streptophyta, Magnoliopsida, Solanales, Convolvulaceae.
GAAUGAAGCAAUUCAGGUAGAAUUAAAAUCGCUAGAAAAGCGUAAUGUUUUUGGACCAAUUGUCCAUACGCCAAAAGGCGUAAAACCUGUCGGUUUUAAAUGGGUUUUUGUGCGUAAACGCAACGAGAAAAAUGAAAUCGUUAGAUACAAAGCCCGACUUGUUGCCCAAGGUUUUUCUCAAAUGCCAGGAAUCGAUUAUGAUGAGACGUAUUCUCCAGUAGUUGAUGCUACAACUUUAAGAUUUUUAAUUGGCAUGUCUGUUUUUGAAAGGCUGCAAAUGCGCCUCAUGGAUGUGGUGACCGCAUAUUUAUA